Oryza brachyantha (malo sina) is the source of this 1397-nucleotide messenger RNA. RefSeq names its product ADP,ATP carrier protein ER-ANT1. Lineage: Eukaryota; Viridiplantae; Streptophyta; Magnoliopsida; Poales; Poaceae. Gene Ontology annotation, biological process: mitochondrial ATP transmembrane transport; mitochondrial ADP transmembrane transport. Bases 112 to 1092 code for a protein of 326 amino acids. The transcript has 3 exons. Gene Ontology annotation, molecular function: ATP:ADP antiporter activity. The record is from RefSeq and is a predicted model, not a curated record. Gene Ontology annotation, cellular component: mitochondrial inner membrane.
CUCCCGCGCGUGACGACGAAGAGGCCGCCUCGAUCCUCCUCCUCCCACCGAAUCGAACAGCCAGCGUGCUCUCCUCCGAAUCCGCCGCCGCCGCCGCCGACGAAGACGGCGAUGGCGGCCGCCACGGCAACGGAGGGCAGGAAGAGGCCCCCGAGGGCGGCGCCGGCGAAGGUGGCGGCGGACUUCGCCAUGGGCGGCGCGGCGGCGGUGGUGGCCAAGACGGGGGCGGCGCCCGUGGAGCGCGUCAAGCUGCUGCUCCAGAACCAGGCCGAGAUGCUCCGGAGGGGCACCCUCACCCGCCCCUACAGGGGCAUCGCCGACGCCUUCGGCCGCGUCCUCCGCGAGGAGGGCGCCGCCGCGCUGUGGCGCGGCAACCAGGCCAAUGUCAUCCGGUACUUCCCCACGCAGGCUUUUAACUUCGCAUUCAAAGGCUACUUCAAGAGCUUCUUUGGCUACGACAAGGAGAAAGACGGAAAAUGGAAAUGGUUAGCUGGCAAUGUAGCAUCUGGCAGUGCUGCAGGGGCUACAACAUCGUCCUUGCUAUAUCAUCUAGAUUAUGCACGGACAAGGCUAGCUACUGAUGCAAUUGAAUCACAGGCAAGCAAACGUCAGUUCAGUGGGCUUCUUGAUGUCUACAAGAAGACACUUUCAACUGAUGGCAUUCCUGGAUUAUAUCGAGGUUUCAGUGUGUCUAUUGUGGGUAUCACUCUAUAUCGAGGUCUCUAUUUCGGAAUCUAUGACACCAUGAAGCCUCUUGUUCUAGUAGGACCACUGGAGGAAAAUUUCUUCGCCAGUUUUGCCUUGGGCUGGGCAAUAACCACGUUCUCUGGAGCCUGCGCCUAUCCAUUUGAUACACUCCGUCGCAGAAUGAUGUUAACUUCUGGGCAGCCUUUGAAAUAUAAGAAUGCCUUUCAUGCAGCAAAACAGAUAGUUUCUACUGAAGGGUUCUUCACACUAUUCAGAGGGGUCGGUGCAAAUAUUCUCUCAGGAAUGGCAGGAGCUGGAGUUCUUGCUGGAUAUGACCAGCUUCAUCGGUUUGCUGGUCAACAUGGUUACAAUUUUGAGAGCAAGAUGAAAGGGGCUUUGAAAUGAUGUGGAAAUGGGAUAAUAGAGGCAUUUCCUUGGUUGAAGUUUGGAUUAGCCAAGUGGGAUGUAUGAGCUAGAAGCCUAGGGUUACCAAGAUGGCAGAACAAAACUCCAGAUAUUCAUGUGGUUGAUAAGAUUGGCGAUGAAGACAACAGCAUUUCCAGGAUGUGAACUUUCAAGGACCGGAGAUGAGGCCCGAAUCAAAAGAUAGGUCUUGCUGUAGAAAGAAUGUCGAUAAUCAUGAAACAGAGAUCUGAUUCCUGAAGUGUGAAUAUCAAUUGGAAAGUUCCCAUGCACUCACACUCAAUGCA